Molecule: messenger RNA, 411 nt
Organism: Paramuricea clavata
Lineage: Eukaryota; Metazoa; Cnidaria; Anthozoa; Malacalcyonacea; Plexauridae
Source: the annotation of a GenBank genome assembly
AUGGCGUCAGCAGUAGCAGGAGGACUAUUUAAUGCAUUUGCAUUUGCAGGAGCAGGAUUUUUAUUUAAAAUGUUUGACAAGAAUGGAUACGCUGAGGAAGCUCAUAGACAUAACCUUGCAAUGGAGAACCUAACAGCUGAAAGAGAGAAGUACCUUCAAGAAGUCACUGAUAGAAGAAAUAGGAUUGCUGAACUAAAGUCGGAACUAGUCGAGGCAAAUAAGGAUAUUAAUUCAACGAAUAAGUCACUGGAACUCGUUAGAAGAAUCAAUGAGUUAACACGUAAGGCUGUGCCGAGGAGGCCGCAGUUAAGUAAUCACUACAAACCUAGCUCUGAGAUGGAAGAAUAUAUGGCAAUCUUCGGUUUAAUUAUAGGUGGGGUGGUUGGAGGGGCAGCUUACUUAAUUCUAUAA